CUUUCUAUCCCUCAGUUGUUCCUGCUGUUUACACCAUUUACAUGGGAAAAGAUAAGUAUGAAAAUGAAGACCUCAUAAAGUACGGCUGGCCUGAAGAUAUCUGGUUUCACGUGGAUAAACUCUCCUCCGCACAUGUGUACCUUCGGUUACACAAGGGGCAGACGGUGGAUGACAUUCCUAAAGAAGUUUUGAUAGACUGUGCCCAUCUAGUGAAGGCGAAUAGCAUUCAAGGUUGCAAGAUGAACAACGUCAACGUGGUGUACACGCCGUGGACUAACCUGAAGAAGACGGCAGACAUGGACGUGGGGCAGAUCGGCUUCCACAGGCAGAAGGAUGUGAAAAUGCUGACAGUGGAGAAGAAGGUGAACGAGAUCCUGAACCGGCUAGAGAAGACAAAAGUGGAACGCUUCCCAGACCUGGCUGCUGAGAAGGAAGCUCGAGACAGAGAGGAGAGAAAUGAGAAGAAAGCCCAAAUCCAGGAGAUGAAGCGGAAGGAGAAGGAAGAGAUGAAGAAGAAGAAAGAGCUGGAAGAACUUAGGAGCUACUCGUCGUUGAUGAAGGCUGAGAACAUGUCCUCCAAUCAGGAUGGCAACGAUUCAGAUGACUUCAUGUAAAUAAAG
Messenger RNA from Pterocles gutturalis (yellow-throated sandgrouse), 620 nucleotides. It is a transcript of the gene CCDC25, whose product is annotated as coiled-coil domain containing 25. NCBI's taxonomy places the organism in Eukaryota, Metazoa, Chordata, Aves, Pterocliformes, Pteroclidae. The record is from RefSeq and is a predicted model, not a curated record. The transcript has 8 exons. The coding region runs from base 42 to 614 and encodes 190 amino acids.